Messenger RNA from Colossoma macropomum (tambaqui), 4592 nucleotides. Its product is annotated as segment polarity protein dishevelled homolog DVL-3. Gene Ontology annotation, cellular component: cytosol. The record is from RefSeq and is a predicted model, not a curated record. Bases 285 to 2402 code for a protein of 705 amino acids. The transcript is spliced from 15 exons. Gene Ontology annotation, molecular function: frizzled binding. NCBI's taxonomy places the organism in Eukaryota, Metazoa, Chordata, Actinopteri, Characiformes, Serrasalmidae. Gene Ontology annotation, biological process: intracellular signal transduction; canonical Wnt signaling pathway.
CAGCGCCGUUCAGUCCGCUGUGGGGCAGCGGGGCUGCGAACUUCCACACCGAGCCGUCUUUCUGGAAAUAACGAGCGGCAACACCGAGACAACCGCCCGUCUGGCCGCGUGUGGAGAACCGUUAUUAGCCGUAGUCAUACUCGUCGGCGGGUUUCGCUGUCUGUCCGCAGGCUUUGUGUCCGGAGCUCGAGCGAGGCGGCGCGGAGCCUGCAGCCGGAGAAGAGGCGCUGCUGGCCGGACUCAGGGCUGGAUGCGCCCGGCCUGCUCCUCCCCAGCGGCCCGCCAUGGGGGAGACCAAAAUCAUCUACCACCUCGACGACCAGGAGACACCUUACCUGGUCAAACUCCCCAUCCCGGCCGAGAGGGUCACCCUGGCCGACUUCAAACAGGUCCUCAAUAAGCCUAAUUACAAAUUUUUCUUCAAAUCGAUGGACGAUGAUUUCGGGGUUGUUAAGGAAGAGAUAUCAGAUGACAACGCCAAAUUACCAUGUUUCAACGGUCGUGUAGUGUCAUGGCUGGUGUCGGCAGAUGGCUCCCAUGGUUCAGAUGGAGGUUCAGGUUGUGGUGCUGAAAGCCAGGCAGAGCUGCCUCCUCCAUUAGAGCGGACGGGGGGCAUCGGGGACUCUAGACCGCCUUCGUUCCAUGCCAAUGCAGCGGGCAGUCAGGACAAUCUGGACAAUGACACGGAGCCGGAGGUUGGGCCAUCAGCGCGGAGAGACAGAGACAGAGAGAGGGAGAGGGACAGAGAAAGAGAAAGAGAGAGACCCCGCAGGAAAGACACCCAUGACCAUGGUGGCAGGCUGAAUGGUCACUCUCGGCCAGAGCGAAGGCCUGAGAUUGCAGGCUAUGAGAGCUCCUCGACGUUAAUGAGCAGCGAACUGGACACCACGAGCUUCUUCGACUCAGAGGAGGACGACUCCGCCAGCCGCUUCAGCAGCUCCACGGAGCAGAGCACGUCGUCCAGGCUCAUGAGACGCCAUCGCCGUCGCCGACGGAAACCCAAAGCGCCGCGGAUGGAGAGGUCGUCCUCGUUCAGCAGUAUAACUGACUCCACCAUGUCUCUGAACAUCAUCACUGUCACAUUAAACAUGGAGAAGUAUAACUUUCUGGGCAUCAGUAUUGUGGGUCAGAGUAACGAGAGAGGGGACGGAGGGAUCUACAUCGGCUCCAUCAUGAAGGGCGGAGCGGUGGCGGCCGAUGGGCGCAUAGAACCAGGGGACAUGCUGCUCCAGGUGAAUGACAUUAACUUUGAGAACAUGAGCAAUGACGACGCUGUGAGAGUGCUGAGAGAAAUAGUGCACAAGCCAGGCCCUAUCACGCUGACCGUGGCCAAGUGCUGGGACCCGAACCCCCGCGGAUGCUUCACCCUGCCCCGCAGUGAGCCGAUCCGUCCGAUAGACCCUGCUGCGUGGGUGUCUCACACCGCUGCGAUGACGGGGGCGUACCCUGUGUACGGUAUGAGCCCUUCCAUGAGCACCAUCACCUCCACCAGUUCUUCCAUCACCAGCUCCAUUCCAGAGACCGAACGGUUCGAGGAGUUUCAUCUGUCCAUCCACAGCGACAUGGCAACCAUUGCCAAAGCAAUGGCGUCACCGGAGUCAGGGCUGGAGGUGCGGGACAGGAUGUGGCUGAAGAUCACCAUCCCAAACGCCUUUAUAGGUUCAGACGUGGUGGACUGGCUCUUUCACCAUGUGGAAGGUUUUACUGACCGACGAGAAGCACGCAAGUACGCAAGCAACUUACUGAAGGCUGGCUACAUCCGCCAUACUGUCAACAAAAUCACGUUCUCCGAGCAGUGCUACUAUAUCUUUGGAGAUCUCUGUGGCAACAUGGCUAAUCUCACCCUGCAUGACCAUGAUGGUUCUAGUGGGACAUCUGACCAGGACACUUUGGCCCCCCUGCCUCACCCUGGUGCGGCCCCGUGGCCCCUCGCCUUUCCCUACCAGUACCCCAUCCCUCACCCCUACAAUCCUCACCCACUGCACGAGCCCACUUAUAGCUACACGGCUGGCGGAGGCAGUGCUGGCAGCCCACACAGUGAAGGUAGUCGCAGCAGUGGUUCAAACCGCAGUGGCACUAAAGCAGGCGCAUUGGAGACGAAGUCUGGCGGUAGUGGGAGUGAAUCGGACAAAAGAGAGAAGGCCCCCAGCGAACGCUCAGCGGCGCCCCCUAGCGAGCACAGCGUCCGCAGUAUACACAGCGUCCGCAGCGUCCAGUCGCACGGCCAAAGCGUGGUUUACGGACCUCCCGGCCUGCCCCCACAGCCUCCCCCCGUAGCAGCUGCGCCUGGAUCUCCUCCGGGCCGGGAUUUAGCCUCAGUGCCCCCAGAACUCACAGCCUCACGCCAGUCCUUCCGCAUGGCCAUGGGAAACCCCAGCGAGUUCUUCGUGGAUGUCAUGUGACGAGCUUCACAUGGAUGCUUAGGGUUGACUUUGACAGCUGAAGAGGAGGAGAGAGGCUUCUGCAGUGAUAUUGACCCGUGUACGUGACGACGAGGGCAGUGUUAAGUGUCCCACACAUUAUCCCUCCCGUGUUCUGUGGCUUGUACUUUCUUCAGUGAAGAAUACUCGGCUAGGUGAAGCACUCGCCCCUUUAGAAGAUCCCUCAGAGGCUGGCUCUGCGGGGAUAGAGGGAUGGGGGUCAGAGCGGGGUGAAAGCUUUUUGUUCCGUGUCCCUUUUUUUUAUGUACUCUUUCCAGCAUUUGCAGCUUUUUUUUUUCUCCCGCUAGUUUUUCUUCACCUUGGUCAAAAAAGCCCUUUUUAUCAAAGACUACUAAAAUCAGAAGAGCAACAAAUAGGACGAGGGAGAAUGAAGGGAGGUGUUCUCUCUCACUGUGACUUGUCUUUUGCUUUCAAAGGAUGAAGUGAAAUCAUUUCAUAAUGAUUUAAAAACGCGAACAAACACUAUCAUGAGAAAACUAUAGACAUCUGUUUUAUAUUUGUCUUUUUUUUUCUUUGUCAGUAGUCAUACGGAGAGUGGGAAAGAGAGGAGGGGCUACAAAUCCUGUCUGGUGACUUCAUUAAAUUUGUAGUGAUUUUUUUAAAUUGAGUUGAAAGAAUAAAAAAUAAGAAAUUUCUUAAUAAAACAAGGGUUCAGACUGGGGCUGCAACUAUUUUCAUAGUCAAUUUCUCGGUCCAUUAUGAUUUUGAUUAAUCUGUUCAUCAGAAUGAGAAUAAAUCCAUUAAAUAAUUAACAUUAGUAGUAUUAUUGUUAUACAGUAUACAGUAUAUAGAUCAUAUUUGCAAAAAAAGGACUUUUACGAAGGAUACAGUAACAAAUCUUCUGCAUUGAUCUUGAAAACAGUAUGAAAGAUUCCAAAACAAUAAAGUAACAAUUAUUUUAGCUUUAUUUAAAAAAAAAACAUUGAUCUUCUAGAUCAUAUUUAUUAAAAAAGGACUUUUAUGAAGGAUACAGCAAAAGCAACAGAUCUUCAGCACUGAUCUUGAAAACAGUAUGAAAGAUGCAAAAAACAGGAAAGGAACAAAUUAUUUUACCUUAAUACUAAAAUUAUCGCCAAAUUAAUUUGUUUAUUUUAGGGACGUGCAGACAGUGACACAUUUUGACUUUGGACUCCAGUAUCAUGCUGAGCUUUUACAUGGAUGCAACUGAGAAAACAAAUCACCCAUACAUUAACAGUCCUACUGUCAUACCAGCUGAGCUCGGUUUGACACAGUUUACAGGAACCCGUUAUCGUUGAUGAUCUUAAGGGGGCACUAUUCACUCACAUCCCUGGAAGACACGUCCUUUGCCAAGUUUUGCCUGAGUUCUCUGGGAAUACUCUUUUAACGCACACAGAAUCAUAAGAUUCAUCCACUCGGGGAAGGGGUCCAAAGAACGACACAUGCAAAAUGCUCUUCCACACGCUGUCUGCAGUUACACAUUAUGACCAGAGAGGUCUCCAAAUCUCCAAAACCUACAUAGUGUAGCUUUAAAGUGGUGUUUCCAUAUUUUGGACUUUUUUAUUUGUCGGUUAUCUGUAUUUUCUUAAAUUAAGUGUAACAUUAGAUUGAAAUUGUAACAUUAAAUGAAAAUUGUGAACAUUGUCAAGUGAAUUAAUCAAUAUCAAGAUUCAAGGUCAGACAUUUUUUUCAUUGAUGUUAUUGAUUUAAUCAUUUGUUGUUGCAGCCCUAGUUAUAGCACUUUCAGUGCUUGGACCCCUAAUUAAAUAAGCUGAUAUGGAAAGCACACAAAUUUAGUACUGUCCUGCACAGUGUCUCUAUUUAAUGAUGACCUUAACAUGAAGUUUAAUUCAAUAGACAAGCGGUCAGGCUCAGGCAGAAGUUUGUGACACCUGAAUGAACAAAUAAGGAAUAACGUCACCCUCGUCUCUCUCUCUCACUCUUCUCAAAGCAAUCCAUCACUUACAUAUCUUCCUCUUCUUUUAUCAAUAACAUUAACAUUCAGUAUUCUUACAGUCUUUCUUUGUAUUUCUGUAAACCUUCCAUUAUUUUUCCAAAAUACAUUUAUCGCAAGUUUGUAAUGAUUAGAAACCGAUACUGUACAGUAUCAAAUGGUUCAAUUUAAUCAUCACUGUACACUGUUUUAUGCCAAAACAAAUUGUUUUUAUUUAUAAACAUAGUUUUAUUGCCUAA